Messenger RNA from Acanthopagrus latus (yellowfin seabream), 2042 nucleotides. RefSeq names its product regulator of G-protein signaling 9-binding protein. The record is from RefSeq and is a predicted model, not a curated record. The coding region runs from base 913 to 1656 and encodes 247 amino acids. Gene Ontology annotation, cellular component: photoreceptor outer segment; neuron projection. Lineage: Eukaryota; Metazoa; Chordata; Actinopteri; Spariformes; Sparidae. The transcript has a single exon. Gene Ontology annotation, biological process: G protein-coupled receptor signaling pathway; detection of light stimulus involved in visual perception.
CCGCCCACUUCGAGGACGAGGCAGCCAAUGGCGGAAUUUCGACCACACGCCCUGCGCGGAGCAGACCAAUAGGAGCGCGGCUGCUUCGGCUGCUCCGUCACAGUGCGCACAUGUGACCACUGAAGGCGCUUAGUGCUAUUUAAACAUCAUCGAUUGGGUGCUGAAGUGGACAGCUCCCCCACCCGUCCCUACUUACAGAUAAACAAAAGCCGAAUCAAAACACAAUGGCUCCUUUGGCUCCCUGUUCCGGACGCUUUUGACGCCGUUCGUCUCUCUCUCUCUCUCUUUUUUUUUUUUAAAAACUCCCUUUUACAGAUCUCCAUCUUUCCCAUCCGCGCGUCAUCUCUGACCGCUGACGGACUUGUUUUCUGGCUGGAACAACAACAACAACAACAACAACAACAAAAGAGUCUCUCUCUCUCUCCACUCUCCAGAAGCUGCUGCACCCCGGCCGGAUGACACCUGUGGCUGAAUCUGGAUCUUAAUCUCAUACACACAAAAAAAAGAAAAGUGGGGUGGGUGUGUGAGGGGGAGAGAGAGAGAGGUUGGAUUGUUUCACAUCCAGUCAGCCUCCGCGCUCUGCAGGAGAGGAGCUCCGGCGCUGUCUGAUCCCGAGGCUGGGAGCGCAAAGGUAGAGCCCAAAGCCAUUUACGGACGCAUUAAUUUUCUAAGCCGCUCUCUGUGCCUGCUUGCAGACAGGAAGGAGCAUGGAUAGAGAGGAAUUUGCUCUGACUAGUGCGUUGAGGGGAUUUGCAGAGGUGGGGGUGUGCUCCUGUGGAAACUAAACUAAAGGACAGUGGCUGAGGCGCCGUCACCGACAGCUCGCCAUUUCUCUCCAGGCUUCCCUUUUUUGUUUUAUCAUUUCAUAUUUUCUUUCUCGACGGGGAGGUUGAUUAUUUUUGCCAAGCAGCCAUGGGGAAAGACGAGUGCAAAACAAUGCUGGACGCUUUGAACAAAGUGACCGCCUGCUACAGGCACCUGGUGAUCGCUCUGGGAAGCACCUCGGACUCGCAGAACCUGCGAGAGGAGCUGAAGAGGACCCGCAAAAAGGCCCAGGAGCUGGCCGUGGCCAACAGGACUAAACUGACCUCUCUGCUCAAAGACAAGAGCAUCAGCAAGGAGGACCGGGCCGAGUACGAGCGCCUAUGGGUGCUGUUCUCGAGCAGCAUGGAGCUCCUGGAGGUGGACAUGAAGAGGUCCCUGGAGAUAGGGCAGGAUUUCCCCCUCAAGGUGCCGACGAGACACCUCAUCCAGACGGGCAUGACCGGCAGCACCACCACCGUGGCGGCUCGGGCCAUGAGCGUGCAGAACAUGAAGUACGAGGCGGACAGCAACAUCGACACGGCCGACCUGCGGGACCUGCAGUCCGAGAUCUCCCAGGUGACCCAGAUGAUGGAGGAGAUGGAGAUGAAGGUGCAGGUGGCGCCGUGGGCCGUGGAGGCGAAGCAGGAGGCGGGCGCGGAGCUCAAGUCCAACAUGAGCGUGGGGAACUCCUCGGUCGGCGUCAUCUCCAUCUGCGAAGAGGAGCCCAAGGAGGAGGAAGGAGGCGGCGGCAACCGGGACGCCGGUUUCGCCUCCGUCUGCGCCGUGCUCGUCUUCUUAGUCAUCAUCACCGUCGCUGUGGUUCUGGGAUACCUGGUCGUCAACAUGUCCUGAAGUGUCUAGCCAGCAGAACCAGCACCAGCAGCACCAGCAGCAGCCCACCUCCCCGCCCCCCCGAUGGACACCCUCCUGCGCGGCCGCCCAGCCGGAGCGCGCCACGGCGGCUUCAGAGCCGGCAGAGAACUGUGGGCACGAGGGGCUGAAAAAAUUGCGGACACACGAAAGUUAUUAAUUAUUUCUCGGAUUUUGUGAAUGUAUUCGGUGGAGUUGAAGGGAGUUGCACUAGAUUAAAAAAAAAAAAAAAAUUAAAAAAAAAGUUAAGUUAAAAAAAAAAAAAGAAGUAUAAUUUAGGCCAGUGUGCGUGAGAAUGGACGUUAGCCACGUGUUUAUGAGAGGCCAAGGGGGGUGUGUGGUAUUUUUGGAAGAGUGGGGGAGAAAAA